UGCAAUAAAUUUCUUAGAUUUACAAAAGAUGAAAUUCAGUACAUAAAAAUCCGUUGUCUUGUCGUUAAAUUCCAGACAUAAAAGCAGAAAGCAGAAAGCUGAUAGAUAUCAUGAAAUAGACGUUUGCCUGCGUGUUAAAUUUCGAGAGCAUGCGCGCUUGAUCCUUUCUCUCUUUUAUCAUCCCUCGUCCUCCUCACCCUUAUCAGCCCUAGCUCUACCCUACAUUCGUUUGAUAAAUCCCCCACUUCUUUGGGUGAGCCUUCACAAAGGAGGGGUUGAAUCGGCUCAUCGCAACUUGUGCUCCAGUCUCGCCCGAGCGCUCGAACUUGCAAUUAACAUUGGCAAUUAUCCAAGCCUCUUUAUCUUCAUCUCUCUCAAUAAUAACAGUGUUUAAGACUCAAUAUUUCACUCACCCAAAGAUUAGUUUGCAUCAAUACGCUAAAGUAAUCAAACUAUUUAUUAUUUUAUUUUUUAUUUUACUGAGUGACUUUUUCAGUUCUAGAAAUUUUUUUUAAUUUAACUCUUCUAAAGUUUGACUGCUGGGAUUUAUUGAAAUAAGUUUCAACGACAUAUGUGAUUGGACAGUUGUUGUUUAUGAUUGAGUUACCAACAAAUCCACUGAUAAAUUUUCGUUAUAUUGGACACAGUGUCUCCGGUAUGAAGUGAUUAAUUUACCAGUGAGCUUAUGAAUGUGGAAUUUAACAUAUGGAUUCAUUAACUUAAUGUUGUUAUCGCUGAAUAAAAAACUUGUGAUUAAAAAAAAAACUUUCCUAAAAACUGAUAAAUUAAAAAACAAAUUUUUUUUUAUAUUGCGGAAAUAAUAAAAACAAAAAAAAGGGUUUAUGAUAAAGUAGCCAUUAUCUAAACUUUAAAAGUAGUAAAAAACUAGUAUGGUCAGACAAGUUCGUGUUUGCCAGAAAUAGCUCACAAUUACAAACACACGUACAGUAACCGGAGGAAUGUGUAAGUGUACAAGUACAGUAGAUUAUUAAAGUGCGUGGUGCAAUAAAAAAUGUCACUAACUGACGGGUCAUUUAAGUUUAAUCAGAGCUACUGAUAACAUGCGAGUUAUAAGGCUUAAUGGUUUUGAUGGUGAAUGAUAAUUAGGGCUGUAAAUAACGCAAUGCUUAAUGAUAACAAUUAACAGUUAAAAAGAGAAAUGUUGAAUGUUUAUUCGAGUAAAUGAGUUGUAACUUUGGAAUUUAAAAUAAGGGUGUAAAGGAGUUUGAGUGAAGGGUAAUUAAAAUUAUAAACUGUCGCCCGAGUUUGAUAGGUUGAUUCAAGGUUUGCGAGAUUCAGAUUCAGAUUUAGAUUCCGUAUUUCAUUUCAUUUUGUUAAAAAUGAAGUUUAUUCGAGAAAUGAAGACGAGGUUGAGGGUGGUACUAAGCCGUCUCGAGGGUACGUCGAUUUGAGGCCACAAAACGUCCCUGGAAUUUAGAGGAAAUAUAAAAAACACUUCUGAUAGAGGAGAGAAGAAUAGCAUUGAAAAGAGAAGAAAAGUGGGGGAAAAAGAACACAUAGUCAAGAGGAAUGCCAGCGAGAAAAAAAUGAAAAGUGUGCUUUUUACUCUUGGUCUACUCUUCGUCAGUCCCGGAGGGUGCAUCGAUAAUAAUCAUGGUGACAACAGUAAAGAUAUUGAGUUCGAUUUUGAUCCUCUUGAUCGUGGACCAUACUUUGAUGUGGCAGCAUCUCAUAAUGUCACUGCACUUGUCGGCAAGUCUGCACUACUCAGGUGUCGUGUGAGAAACUUGGGAGAUCGUACGGUAUCCUGGGUUCGGCACAGGGAUAUCCACCUUCUCACCGUCGGAACGGACACCUAUACGUCCGAUCAAAGAUUCGUAGCAUCCCAUUUUCCUCGCACAGAAGACUGGACACUUGAGGUCAAAUAUCCGCAACUUCGUGAUUCCGGAACAUAUGAGUGCCAAGUAUCGACAACUCCGCCCAUUGGACACUCUAUGCAUUUGUCUGUUGUCGAACCUGUGACGACAGUAAUUGGCGAACCGGAAAUGUACAUAAACCGAGGCAGCACUAUGAACUUAACGUGCGUAGUUGAGUUUAGUCCAGAACCACCUCCGGCGAUAUUUUGGACUCACAAUGAGAAGGAGAUUAAUUACGACAGUCCGCGAGGUGGAGUUUCUGUAAUCACGGAAAAGGGUGAGAUUACUACUUCUUAUCUUUUGGUUCAACGCGCACAACCGGCAGACAGUGGAAGUUACACUUGUCAUCCUAGUAAUGCCAACGAUAAAACUGUUACUGUUCAUAUUCUCAAUGGCGAGCAUCCAGCCGCAAUGCAACACGGCGGACAACUAAGACUGGGCAACCCACCAUUUGUCAUUCUGCUGUCAAGUUUUUUGACGUUUUUCAAUUACCGGCACUGAGCUUGUGGAAGUCACCUUGGUAAUUCUCGCAAUAAUUAGUUGUUGAUGCGUGAUUGUAUAUAAACCUAAAAUAAUAAUAAUAAUAAUAAAAAGUUUUAAUUAAGGAAUAGACAAUUUAUGUAAACAAGUAAGAAAAAAUAGCAGGAGCCUGUCACCGAAGAAUUAAAAAGUCGCAAUAAUGUUAAAUUUAUCAGAGUGAAAUCCAAAGCAUUUGAGAGAACGCUUUCCCCUUACUCCAUUCAAUUAACUUUUCCUCGGCCAUUCUUCGGAUUUUCCUGUCUAUGCUCUACUUCACUUACCCUCCAAGUAACGGAAGUAAUUUAAAGACUUUACCGAAGGCAGAAAAAUAAAAGGGGUUAUAAAAUGGGAGCUAGAGCUACCCUUUAUUUUAUACUUUUAUUUUAAAAGGUAUGAUGUGUUUAUCAGCUUAUACACAAUCGGCCGAUGUGCAUCUAAUUCAAUUCACUUCAUUUUUUUCCUCGCUUUACCUUAUAUUCAUUGUGUUAUUCGUUGUACAAAAGGAGUAUACGUACAUACAUACAUACAUAUAUGUACCAUAUAUACGUCCAAUUUAUUAAAAUAAAGCGACGAGCUUUUAUUGUAUACUUUUCGAUAUUACUGAGGUGGAUAGUUUAUCGAGUUUAAGUAAAGUUGUAUUAAUAUAAGAAGAUAAAAAUAUAUAUAUAAUAUAAGGAGUAAAAUAAUAAGAAUAAUAAUAUAAUGUAAUUUAUUCAGAAGAAAUUACUUGGUGUCAUUUCAAUCCCGUGAAUUUAUUCUAGACUUAAGAGUUCAUGAGUUUUGUUACUUUUUUUUUGUGAAUUUUAAUAGUCUGCUGGGUACCAAAUGUUUGCAAUGAGGUAAAUCACUCUGGAAAGUUUAAUAGUCGUUUGGCUUUCGGAAAUAACUGUAAAAAAUUAAAAAAUGUAAAUUCAAAAAAUUUUUAUUAAUAAUUGUUAAAAGAUGAUAAUUACACUGA
Molecule: messenger RNA, 3354 nt
Organism: Cotesia glomerata
Lineage: Eukaryota; Metazoa; Arthropoda; Insecta; Hymenoptera; Braconidae
Product: SPEG neighbor protein-like
Exons: 7
Coding region: 1548-2378 (276 amino acids)
Biological process (GO): synapse organization
Cellular component (GO): neuron projection membrane
Source: RefSeq, a predicted model, not a curated record